CCCUCUGGUCCCAGCAGUGGCUCAGUCUUAACCUGAUAACAGUGAGCAUUUAAACACAUCACAGUGUGACUGAAGUCUGUGGAGGGCUCAGUGUGCAGGUCCAGAGGCUGGAGGUUUGUGUUUCAACAGCAGCUACUGAGCUCCCCCUGGUGGUCAGUGAGGUUUACAGCUGGUCUCAGAGUUUCCGUCAGUCCACUAUGAUCCUGUGAGAUGGAGCACAGUUCAUGUCCAGCUGUGAUUGUUUCUUUAUAACAUAUAAUAUAUCUCCAUGUCACAAAGACUACCCUGAGAAUGUUUCUAAAUGUGUGAGCUUUAAUGAAUUGCUUUUGAUCAGGAUCCAUCAGAGUCCAGGCUGUCCUGAACCUGAAUCUGAACCUGAAUCUGAACCUGGACCCAGCUGUCUGUCCAUGAGGAGUGACCGGUCUAUGGGUCUUCCUAUAUUAUUCAAAGAUGGACGCCACUCUGUUGAUCAAAGGAAGCUGCAAGAACCUGAACCCAGCUGUGUGUCCAUCAAGAGUGACUGGUCUAUCGAUCGUCCUAUAUUCUUCAAAGAUGGACGCCACUCGGUUGAUCAAAGAGUGGACCAGGAGAGCUCAGAGAUUCCCAGUGGUCAGUCUGCCCAGCAGCAUCAAACACACCUGGACUCCAUAUUUAUGCUGCUGGAGGAGAACAUCGUCACUUUUGUGAAGAACGAGCUGAAGAAGAUCCAGAAGGUUCUGAGUUCAGAUUACCCAGAAUGCUUAGAGAGUCAGAGGGAGGAUGAGGAGGUGGUGGACGGUGAGGAUGAAGAGCAGAGGAGGAGCAGCAGAGAGGCUUUUCUGAAGAUCACACUGCACUUCCUGAGGAGAAUGAAGCAGGAGGAGCUGGCUGACUGUCUGCAGAGCAGAAGUUAUUCUGGAGUUUGUCAGCGUGAACUCAAAUCUAACCUGAAGAAGAAGUUCCAGUGUGUGUUUGAGGGGAUCGCUAAAGCAGGAAACCCAACCCUUCUGAAUCAGAUCUACACAGAGCUCUACAUCACAGAGGGAGGGACUGCAGAGGUCAAUGAUGAACAUGAGGUCAGACAGAUUGAAACAGCAUCCAGGAAACCACACAGACCAGAAACAACAAUCAGACAAGAAGACAUCUUUAAAGCCUCACCUGGAAGAGAUGAACCAAUCAGAACAGUGAUGACAAAGGGAGUGGCUGGCAUUGGGAAAACAGUCUUAACACAGAAGUUCACUCUGGACUGGGCUGAAGACAAAGCCAACCAGGACAUACAGUUCACAUUUCCAUUCACUUUCAGAGAGCUGAAUGUGCUGAAAGAGAAAAAGUACAGCUUGGUGGAACUUGUUCAUCACUUCUUUACUGAAACCAAAGAAGCAGGAAUCUGCAGGUUUGAAGAGUUCCAGGUUGUGUUCAUCUUUGACGGUCUGGACGAGUGUCGACUUCCUCUGGACUUCCACAACAAUGAGAUCCUGACUGAUGUUACAGAGUCCACCUCAGUGGAUGUGCUGCUGACAAACCUCAUCAGGGGGAAACUGCUUCCCUCUGCUCGCAUCUGGAUAACCACACGACCUGCAGCAGCCAAUCAGAUCCCUCCUGAGUGUGUUGACAUGGUGACAGAGGUCAGAGGGUUCACCGACCCACAGAAGGAGGAGUACUUCAGGAAGAGAUCCAGAGAUGAGGAGCAGGCCGACACAAUCAUCUCCCACAUCAAGACAUCACGAAGCCUCCACAUCAUGUGCCACAUCCCGGUCUUCUGCUGGAUCACUGCUACAGUCCUGGAGGAGGUGUUGAAGACCAGAAAGAGAGGAGAGCUGCCCAAGACCCUGACUGAGAUGUACAUCCACUUCCUGGUGGUUCAGUCCAAAGUGAAGAACAUCAAGUAUGAUGGAGGAGCUGAGACAGAUCCACACUGGAGUCCAGAGAGCAGGAAGAUGAUUGAGUCUCUGGGAAAACUGGCUUUUGAGCAGCUGCAGAAAGGCAACCUGAUCUUCUAUGAAUCCGACCUGACAGAGUGUGGCAUCAAUAUCAGAGCAGCCUCAGUGUACUCAGGAGUGUUCACACAGAUCUUUAAAGAGGAGAGAGGACUGUACCAGGACAAGGUGUUCUGCUUCGUCCAUCUGAGUGUUCAGGAGUUUCUGGCUGCUCUUCAUGUCCAUCUGACAUUCAUCAACUCUGGUGUCAAUCUGAUGGCAGAAGAACAAACAACAUCCCAGAAGUCUCAAAGAAGAAAAUUCAAAUCUGCAGCGACACAUCUCUACCAGAGUGCUGUUGACAAGGCCUUACAGAGUCCAAACGGACAUCUGGACUUGUUCCUCCGUUUCAUCCUGGGUCUUUCAUUAGAGAGCAAUCAGACGCUCCUACGAGGUCUGCUGACACAGACAGGAAGUAGCUCACAGACCAAUCAGGAAACAGUCCAGUACAUCAAGAACAAGAUUGAUGAGGAUCUCUCUGCAGAGAAAAGCAUCAAUCUGUUCCACUGUCUGAAUGAACUGAAUGUUUAUUCUCUAGUGGAGGAGAUGCAACAGUCCCUGAGUUCAGGAAGUCUCUCCACAGGUAAACUGUCUCCUGCUCAGUGGUCAGCUCUGGUCUUCAUCUUACUGUCAUCAGAAAAAGAUCUGGACGUGUUUGACCUGAAGAAAUACUCUGCUUCAGAGGAGGCUCUUCUGAGGCUGCUGCCAGUGGUCAAAGCCUCCAACAAAGCUCUACUGAGUGACUGUAACCUCUCAGAGAGAAGUUGUGAAGCUCUGUCCUCAGUUCUCAGCUCCCAGUCCUCUAGUCUGAGAGAGCUGGACCUGAGUAGCAACAACCUGCAGGAUUCAGGAGUGGAGCUGCUGUCUGCUGGACUGGGGAGUCCACACUGUACUCUGGAAACUCUCAGACUGAGUGGCUGUAACCUCUCAGAGAGAAGUUGUGAAGCUCUGUCCUCAGUUCUCAGCUCCCAGUCCUCUAGUCUGAGAGAGCUGGACCUGAGUAACAACGACCUGCAGGAUUCAGGAGUGAAAAAGCUGUCUACUGGACUUGAGAGUCCACACUGUACUCUGGAAUCUCUCAGACUGAGUGGCUGUAACCUCUCAGAGAGAAGUUGUGAAGCUCUGUCCUCAGUUCUCAGCUACCAGUCCUCUAGUCUGAGAGAGCUGGACCUGAGUAACAACAACCUGCAGGAUUCAGGAGUGAAACUGCUGUCUGCUGGACUGAAGAGUCCACACUGUACUCUGGAAACUCUCAGGCUGAGUGGCUGUAACCUCUCAGAGAGAAGCUGUAAAGCUCUGUCCUCAGUUCUCAGCUCCCAGUCCUGUAGUCUGAGAGAGCUGGACCUGAGUAACAACGACCUGCAGGAUUCAGGAGUGAAGUUGCUGGUUGCUGGGCUGGAGAGUCCACACUGUACUCUGGAAACUCUCAGACUGAGUGGCUGUAACCUUUCAAAGAGAGGCUGUGAAGCUCUGUCCUCAGUUCUCAGCUCCCAGUCCUCUAGUCUGAGAGACCUGGACCUGAGUAACAGCAACCUGCAGGAUUCAGGAGUGGACCUCCUGUCUGCUGGACUGGAGAGUCCUCACUGUACUCUGGAAACUCUCAGACUGAGUUGCUGUAACCUCUCAGAGAGAAGCUGUGAAGCUCUGUCCUCAGUUCUCAGCUCCCAGUCCUCUAAUCUGAGAGAGCUGGACCUGAGUAACAACGACCUGCAGGAUUCAGGAGUGAAGUUGCUGGUUGCUGGGCUCGAGAGUCCACACUGUACUCUGGAAACUCUCAGAUUGAAUGUCUGUCACCUCUCAGAAAGAAGCUGUGAAGCUCUGUCCUCAGUUCUCAGCUCCCAGUCCUCUAGUCUGAGAGAGCUGGAUCUGAGUAACAACAAACUGCAGGAUUCAGGAGUGAAGUUGCUGUCUGCUGGGCUGGAGAGUCCACACUGUACUCUGGAAACUCUCAGGCUGAGUGGCUGUAACCUCUCAGAGAGAAGCUGUGAAGCUCUCUUCUCAGUUCUCAGCUCCCAGUCCUCUAGUCUGAGAGAGCUGGACCUGAGUAAUAACAACCUACAGGAUUCAGGAGUGAAGAUGCUGUGUGCUGGACUGAAGAAUCCGGACUGUACUCUGAAAACUCUCAGUCUGUCAGGCUGUCUGAUCACAGAGGAAGGCUGUGCUUCUCUGGCCUCAGCUCUGAGCUCCAACCCCUCCCAUCUGAGAGAGCUGGACCUGAGCUACAAUCAUCCAGGAGCCUCAGGAGGGAAGCUGCUGUCUGCUGGACUGGAGGAACCACACUGGAGACUGGACAAUCUCAGGGUGGAGCCUGCUGGAGUCCGAUGGUUGACACCAGGUCUGAGGAAGUAUUCCUGUGAACUCACACUGGACACAAACACAGUACACAGAAACCUCAAACUGUCUAACAACAACAGGGAGGUGACAUGUAUGAAUGAGGUUCAGUCAUAUCCGGAUCAUCCAGACAGAUUUGACCGGUGGCCUCAGCUGCUGUGUAGAAGUGGUCUGACUGGUCGCUGUUACUGGGAGGUCGAGUGGACAGGAAGUGUUUCUAUAUCAGUGAGUUACAGAGGAAUCAGCAAGAGAGGAAACAUAGAAGACUGUGUGUUUGGAAGGAAUGAUCAGUCCUGGAGUCUGGACUGCUCUGAUGAUGGUUACUGUGUCUACCACAAUAAGAGAAUAACACCCUCCUCCUCCUCUUCCUCCUCCUCCUCCUCCUCCUCUGGUAGAGUAGCAGUGUAUGUGGACUGUCCUGCUGGCACUCUGUCCUUCUACAGAGUCUCCUCUGACACACUGAUCCACCUCCACACCUUCAACACCACAUUCACUGAACCUCUUUAUCCUGGGUUUGGGUUCAGGUCCUGGUCCAGUUCUGGUUCCUCAGUGUCUCUGUGUUCUCUGUAGGAGGGAAAGUCUCCUCCUGUUUGAGAAACUCUCUCACUGCUGACCAGAUAGUUCAGUAUGUACAGGAUCACACACAGCUGAUGUUAGUUCGUACCAACCUGAUCUCUCAGUGGUUGUAAAUACAGUUGGAGCAGGUGAGGGGUACCUGAGCUGGGCUGGACUCUGGGGGGGUUGAGAGCUCUCUGGGACUUGUGGUGUUGCCGAUGGACGGCUGAAAGAGCUGAGCGAGGUCGAUGUAAUUACCUGAAAUGAUCUGUUGUCUGAGAGAAGGUGUGAAACAAUAUUUUUUAACUUUGUGUAUAAAACUGAACUUUGUUGAUUUGUGUGAAGAAACACCUUUGAAUGUCAAACAAGAGUCUUUCAGGGUAAAAUUCAGCAUCUGUGGAAAAAUACUUCCAACUUGUAAAGAGUUGGUUUGAUUAGAACAAACUAAAUUAAUCAUCUUUGGUCAUCAUGUAACAAAUUAACAAACUUUGAUAAGUGAUGUUGAAAUAAAAAGAAAUCAAAGUUUUGGGAUGAUUCUAGAUAAUAAAUGAUGCUGGAAAUCACAUAUAAAUCAUGUAAAGGAAAAAUCACAACACUGUAU
Sebastes umbrosus (honeycomb rockfish) is the source of this 5442-nucleotide messenger RNA. Its product is annotated as NACHT, LRR and PYD domains-containing protein 12-like. Gene Ontology annotation, molecular function: protein binding. The transcript is spliced from 16 exons. The record is from RefSeq and is a predicted model, not a curated record. The coding region runs from base 225 to 4856 and encodes 1543 amino acids. Lineage: Eukaryota; Metazoa; Chordata; Actinopteri; Perciformes; Sebastidae.